Tympanuchus pallidicinctus (lesser prairie-chicken) is the source of this 2941-nucleotide messenger RNA. RefSeq names its product solute carrier family 25 member 3 (gene SLC25A3). The record is from RefSeq and is a predicted model, not a curated record. The transcript is spliced from 8 exons. Bases 148 to 1224 code for a protein of 358 amino acids. Lineage: Eukaryota; Metazoa; Chordata; Aves; Galliformes; Phasianidae. Gene Ontology annotation, biological process: mitochondrial phosphate ion transmembrane transport. Gene Ontology annotation, cellular component: mitochondrial inner membrane. Gene Ontology annotation, molecular function: phosphate transmembrane transporter activity.
GCCAAUCGCCUCGCGCCUUCUUGCCCUGUGGCUCCGCCUCUCGCGUCGGCGAAGGACAAAGUCACCGCGCCGGGCCUGCGGUCAGCCUCUGCACCCAGCUGCGGCCGGAGCAGCGCUGCGCGCCCGCCGCCAUCUUAGGAGGUCGCCAUGUUCUCGUCCAUCGCGCCCCUCGCGCGGCUCAACCCCUUCUACGCUCCGCACUUCCAGCUGUGCCAGGAUGGGCUGAGGAGGCGCGCCGAACCGGCCGAGGCGCCCACCACGCGGCGGGGCCUGGCGGCCGCGUCCGCUACCGAAGAAUACAGUUGUGAAUAUGGCUCGCUCAAGUUUUAUGCUCUUUGUGGCGUUGGUGGGGUCCUAAGUUGUGGCCUGACACACACUGCUGUCGUACCUCUGGAUUUAGUGAAAUGUCGUAUGCAGGUUGAUCCACAAAAGUACAAGAGCAUCUUCAAUGGAUUUUCAGUGACAAUCAAAGAAGAUGGAUUUCGUGGCUUGGCUAAGGGAUGGGCUCCAACUUUUAUUGGAUACUCCUUGCAGGGGCUUUGUAAAUUUGGUUUCUAUGAAGUUUUCAAAAUCUUGUAUGGCAACAUGCUGGGAGAGGAAAAUGCCUAUUUGUGGCGUACUUCGUUAUAUUUAGCUGCAUCUGCCAGUGCAGAGUUUUUUGCUGACAUUGCUCUGGCUCCAAUGGAAGCUGCUAAAGUUCGCAUUCAGACACAGCCUGGAUACGCUAACACUCUGCGGCAAGCGGUACCUAAAAUGUUUGGAGAAGAAGGCAUUUGGGCUUUCUAUAAAGGCGUUGCUCCGCUAUGGAUGAGACAGAUUCCAUACACAAUGAUGAAAUUUGCCUGCUUUGAACGUACUGUUGAAGCUCUCUACAAGUAUGUUGUUCCCAAGCCACGAAGUGAAUGUUCAAAAGGAGAACAGCUGGUAGUCACAUUUAUUGCAGGCUAUAUUGCUGGUGUGUUCUGUGCAAUCGUUUCUCAUCCUGCUGACUCCGUGGUAUCUGUGUUGAACAAGGAAAAAGGCAGUUCUGCCUCACAGGUUCUUAAGAGGCUUGGAUUCAGAGGUGUCUGGAAAGGUCUGUUUGCUCGUAUCAUCAUGAUUGGUACCCUGACUGCGCUACAGUGGUUCAUCUACGAUUCUGUGAAGGUUUAUUUCAGACUUCCUCGUCCACCUCCACCUGAAAUGCCAGAAUCUCUGAAGAAGAAGCUUGGUUUAAUUCAGUAGACACCUCAUGGACUGACUUCGCUGGCUGUCCAGUGAUGAGUUUCAUGAAACUUUUAUAUAUUUGACUAUGUGGAAAACAAACUCUAUAUGGUGUUAUUAUUGGCUGUACCCUCAUCCCACAUGAGGGUUUAAAUUCUACCACUGUCAUUGCCUGAAAUAAAUGAGAAACAGAGUGCUUAGUGUCUGUUUACUACUGCAUAUAUGAGCUUCAUUUCACAGCAGCAAAUGCCUCAGAUACUUCCCAAAAUGAAAAAUAAAAAAUAGGCCUUUCUGCACUUCAAGAAUUAGAAUUGUGAAACGGCAGCAGCAAAAUAGGCUUUCAUUGUUCCCAGAGUAGGGCCAAGGAACCCCAUGCAGUAUUGCAGAAACUUACUGCAGCUAUAUGCUUUUUUCCAGUCCUGUUUCACCAGCUGUUUCUGUAAAACAGAUUAAUUGCAGUGAUUGAGAUAAAAACGCAGUCUGAUAGGACAUCCCAGUUACAGCAUCUGUGUUCUCCAUAGAUUUGAGGGAGAAUCUUACACUACUCAGAACUCUGCAUUGGAGUAGUCACUGCAAUGCAAAUUAUGCUUACUUGACUAAUUUCUGCUUCUCUUGGCUUUGAACUGCACCAAAGAUGUUGUUUUGGCUGUACUGUGGAAUUAAAUUGCAGCAGCUACUUUAACAAGAGCAAAGCUGAUGUAAUAAAGUUUCUCAGAAAUAUUCAACUACUAAAAGAUAAUUAAAAAUGGCUUGUUUCUUCUUGGAGGGAUUGAACAUGCCAACUUUUUCUUAACUUUGGUAUUUCUGUAGUUUGAUUUACACUCCUGUGUCCCCCUGCCUUUUUUUUCACUUAAUUAUGUUAAUACUGAGUUUUGGUUAAACCAUACAUUUCUGAAUGCCUGAUUUUGAACCUUAAUGAUUUGAGGAAAUCUUAAGCUUGUAGGCAUGCAAGGAGAGAAUCCUGAAAAUAUUUUAUUAAGGCAAUGAAUUUUGUUUGUUUCCAGUAUUUAAUGUAAGAGAUGAGCAUGCUGCCUUUUGAGUUUCAGCUGUACAAGAGGCAACAGUCGAAUCGCACUAAGUAAAAUUCAGAACAUGCCUAAUAGUGUAUUAAGGGUUCAUCACCUCCAGCAUUACUUUGUUCACUUAGUAGAGCUGGAGCAUGUGUCCUUUUUGCAGAACUUCCAUAUGUUGCCUUUCAGCAUUCAAGCUGGUGAUGAACAGUCUGCUCUGUUGGAGUAGCGUAAAUAGAUUGACCACAUCAUCCUAUUGAGGUCUAAUAUUUCUGCUACUAUUUUACAUAGCAUUGAGAUCCCUGCUACUUCGAAAAAGGCCCUCUGACUUUCCAAGAUUUUUGGAUGGUUAUGCUAAACAAGUAAGUUAGCCUUUAUUUCCUUUCUAAAUGAGGAGUAAAAUCUAAAACAGAUUCCCUUUUCCAAUGACACUAAACAUACAUUCUUACAGUGGUUGGUAGCUAACAGCAUUAUACUGCAAAGCCCAAUUCCCUAAGUCUAAAUAAAACACUUGUGUGAAGUACUUUGGGUUGAAUUUCAGGGAUAAAAGCACAUACAUCUUGUUGCCCCUGUUGCUGGUAGGAAGCUUUGAAGCUAUUUAACAAAACCUGCUUCUAAGAGUUUUUUGGAGGAGAGCAUUAACUACAACCUUGAUCUUACAUCAAGACCACCGAUGCUAAGUAAUUUUAGAAAUUGCCUUUUGUAUGUGGUUCGACUUAACUGGUAAA